AUUUAAAUUAUUAUUGACGAAUAACAAAAUAAAACUGAAAAAAAUAAGGAAACUUUACAAUUAAACAAAAAACGUCGAAUUCUUAUAUCGAUAGAAAAUCGAUGUUUAAUCGAAUUCAUCAUGGAAAAUUCAAAAAUGACAAACAACAUUCACUUCGGUUUCAUUUUAAAUUUUCAACUUCACUAUUAGUUAGAUUUGCGUUUUGCGAGCGUGACGUGGGAAGAUCGGAGGAUGUUGAAAAUCGGCCGGUUCUCCGUCAAGUCGUGGUUCGAGACGGUCCAACCCUGAGCGAAACUCGUCUCCCGCCUGGGAAAAUGUCACUCCCGGGUAAGGCCGGCCUAUUCUGCCUCGCGUCGCUCUGCUCCUGGCUCUGGUACCAGCUCUACCAAUUCUACAGAUUCAAGCACAAAUACGGUGGUGAAUUCACGACCAGGAUCGUCGCUGGCAUCCACGGUGUGGCAUGCAUAAUCCUCUCCUGCCUAGCUCUAAUAUACGGACCGGAUCCUCUCGAUGGCAUCGGUGAGCCAAACACUUUCCUCCAGAGCCUAACAAUGGUAAUAAGCCUAGGCUUUUUUGUAUAUGAUUUUGUCUGGUGUGUGAAAUACCAGCCGGAAAUAAAAAUUAUACUUGCACACCACUUUGGGGGUAUCGUGUCCUUGACUUUUAUACUCUGCUGUGGUUUUUCAGGCGCGGAAGCAAUAGCAGGCCUCGGAAGUAUGGAGUUUACGAACCCAAUGGUGCAAGCGCGAUGGUUUCUGAGAACAUUCGAGAAAAAAGACACAAUACUCUAUCAAGUCGUCGAGUACUGUUUUUUGGUUUCGUUCCUAACGGUUCGCCUUGGAUACGGCAGUUGCCUUUUCUUUGCGAUAAUGACAUCGGAAAAGACAUUAUUUAUGGUCAAGUGUUGCUCACUGAUUAUGUGCGGAGUAUCUAUAGCUCUUAUCUACAACAUACUCCAGUUCAUCUCUAAGAAAAUCAACGACCGGAACUUAGAGGAUGACGACAUCAAACUUUGCUGAGGGUUUGCGUUUUGCGAGCGUGACGUGCGAAGAUCGGAGGAUGUUGAAAAUCGGCCGGUUCUCCGUCAAGUCGUUCGUCGAGACGGUCCAACCCUGAGCGAAACUCGUCUCCCGCCUGGGAAAAUGUCACUCGCGGCGAAGGUCGGCGUCCUCGGCCUCGCGUCGCUCUGCUCCUGGCUCUGGUACAAGCUCUACCAAUUCUACAGGGUCAAGUACGAAUUCGGUGGCGAGUUCACGACCAGGAUCAUAGCUGCCAUCCACGGUUUAAUAUGCAUAAUCCUCGCCUAUCUCUCUCUAAGAUUCGGACCGGAUCCUCUCUCCGAGCCCGGUGAGCCAAACACUCUCCUCCAUUACAUAACAAUGGUAAUAAGCCUAGGCUAUUUUAUAUAUGAUUUUGUCUGGUGUCUGAAAUACCAGCCGGAAGUAAAAAUUAUACUCGCUCACCACUUUGGGAGUAUCCUGUCUCUGACUUUUAUACUCUGCUGUGGUUUUUCAGGCGCGGAAGCCAUAGGAGGCCUCGGAAGUAUGGAGUUGACGAACCCACUGCUGCAAGCGCGAUGGUUUCUGAGAACAUUCGAGAAAAGAGACACAGUACUCUAUCAAAUCAUCGAGUACAGUUUUUUUGCUUUGUUCCUAACGGUUCGCCUCGGAUAUGGCAGUUACCUUCUCUUUGCGAUAAUAACGUCGGAAAAGACAUUAUUUAUGGUCAAGUCUUGCACACUGAUUAUGUACGUAAUAUCUUUAGCUCUUAUCUACAACAUAGUCGAGUUCAUCAAGAAGAAAAUCAAUGACCGUAGCACAGUGGAUGACGACGUCAAGCUUAGCUGAGUUUAUUUUUGGCCAAAUGCUGGAGGCUUUUGAUAUUUUACAAUUUGUAAAACUGCCACCGGGAAAAUCGGUCCCACCGAUUGUUAACAAAAGCCAUUUUGCUGACAUAAACAGUUAAUAUGUGAUCACAUUUUAUAUUUACUUAAUUAAUAGUAUUCUAACAUGAAAACUUGAAUUGAUUAAUACCUAAACGUGAGAAAAUAAAAUUAUUUUUUAAGACCUU
Messenger RNA from Cimex lectularius (bed bug), 2070 nucleotides. Its product is annotated as transmembrane protein 136-like. The record is from RefSeq and is a predicted model, not a curated record. NCBI's taxonomy places the organism in Eukaryota, Metazoa, Arthropoda, Insecta, Hemiptera, Cimicidae. Bases 1143 to 1847 code for a protein of 234 amino acids. Gene Ontology annotation, cellular component: membrane. The transcript has 10 exons.